Messenger RNA from Penicillium cosmopolitanum, 798 nucleotides. RefSeq lists its product as uncharacterized. The transcript has 2 exons. The record is from RefSeq and is a predicted model, not a curated record. Bases 1 to 798 code for a protein of 265 amino acids. NCBI's taxonomy places the organism in Eukaryota, Fungi, Ascomycota, Eurotiomycetes, Eurotiales, Aspergillaceae.
AUGUCCGACUCGAUCGUCUUUAUUACCGGUGCUAAUACCGGUCUCGGCCUAGAAAUUGUCAAAGCAUUGUUUCGGUCCUCCAAGGCAUAUACAGUUCUACUUGGAGGGCGCAGCAUAGAAAAUGCCGAGAACACAGCAUGCCAGGUACGGGAGGAGUACCCCGACAGUAGUGCAAUCGCUGUACCGAUACAGGUUGACAUUGAAGACGACGAGUCGAUCAGAAAGGCGUGUGACUACAUUCGCAGCCAUUAUGCACGAGUGGAUGUGUUGAUCAACAAUGCAGGCGCUUCAUUUGACCAGCAAUGGAAUCGUGAUGGUGGACCGACGAUGCGAGAGAUAUGGAAUCGCUCAUGGAAUGUCAACACGACCGGGACUCACAUUUUGACUUACACCUGCGCACCGCUUCUGCUCCAAUCGGCCGAUCCUCGACUUCUCUUCAUCACCAGUGGUACGUCCACUCUGACCGAGAGUGACAACUUGGUGCUGGGAGUCAAUCGGUCUCCGGAGAAAGGGUGGCCUAAAUCGAGUCUCAUGAUUCCGGCCUAUCGGUCUAGUAAGACUGGUAUGAAUAUGAUGAUGCGCGAAUGGACGCGGAUUUUUAAGGAAGACGGAGUCAAGGCAUGGUGUGUGUCUCCGGGGUUUCUGGCGACGGGGCUAGGCGGCGAUCAGGAAAUGAAUAAGCGGAUGGGGGCGAUCGAUCCAACAAUUGGCGCGGAGUUUGUGCGGGAUGUUGUGGAGGGGGCACGGGAUCAGGAUGUUGGGCGAGUUAUCCGUCGUGACAAUGUUCAGCCAUGGUAG